This is a messenger RNA of Plasmodium knowlesi strain H, 3225 nucleotides long. RefSeq names its product SET domain protein, putative. NCBI's taxonomy places the organism in Eukaryota, Apicomplexa, Aconoidasida, Haemosporida, Plasmodiidae. The transcript has a single exon. The record is from RefSeq and is a predicted model, not a curated record. Gene Ontology annotation, molecular function: protein binding. Bases 1 to 3225 code for a protein of 1074 amino acids.
AUGGCAGACAACCCAAACGAAGUAGAAUUUUGUUGCCGCGUGAUUAAAUGGCAAGGAAAGAACAAUGAAUGCAAGAACAAUCAGCGGAAUGAAAGAAGCCCGAAAGUCUGGCUCGACUAUUACAAUGACGUAGUAAGAGAUGACCUCAAGGACAUAAAAGUGAAUACACUAUUUAACGUGAAAAGAGACAUGCUUACGAAAAGGGUAUAUCCCAAGAAUAAGAAUUCCGCUCUAUUGCUACAUAAUCCUUUUGACUUUAGUUUGAAAAAAAAACAUAACCGAAAUGAAGGGAAGAGCAAUUCAGGUGUGAAAAGUGCCCACUGUAAUGUGAGCACAGAACGCAAGAAAAAAAUUUUUUUCGAAGAUUUUGUUUGGAAUAACGAGUUGAAGAGGUAUGUCAAGUUGGAACGUAUAGAUGGACGUCAGCACAAGAAGCAUGGUGAGCAUGCUAUGCAGAGUGGAGCCCCUAGGCAAGGCGCCAACUGUGGGAAGAGCAUCCGAAGAAGCAACUCCUGCAUGGGAUUAGACAACCGUGCAGGGCCCAUCAAUAACCAAACAAAUGGAGCGUCACAGCAGAAGUAUACUUGUUUAAGCGGUGCAUGCGCAUUAGCAACAUAUCAGCAGAAGAAUGGGUUCGCAGAAAUACCAGAGCCGCCCGUCGAAGAGUCAAAUGUGCGACGGUGCUUCUACCCGGGGGGUGCCCAAAAAGAAUAUUCCAAUGGGCACCCCGGUGCUACCCCAAACGGUUACCCAAAUGACCACCCAAACGGUUACCCAAAUGACCACCCAAACGGUUACCCAAAUGACCACCCAAACGGUUACCCAAAUGACCACCCAAACGGUUACCCACAUGAAAGACACAGAGUUGACCCUAUUGCUGCUCGUUCUGCUGGUCGUUUGGAUGACCGUUCUGCUGACCCCAGUGCCUUCCUUGCUGCUUACCAAAGAGGAUACGAAGGCGCUGAGCCCAGAACUUACACAAGCUCAAAUUACAACGCUGCAGUGGCUACCUACCCCAACGCGCCGACAACCGACGUGGCGCAUAGAAUAAGUGAGGAACUGAAAACCAUGAUCCUGGAAAAAUCACAGGCCCUAAAGAACGACACGAUGAGAAACAACCAUGGAGAAAAUAUCUUGAUGGUCCAGGAUGAAAAAACGGGAAGGGCGAAAAUCGUGGCGAACAAAAGGAUCGAAAUAGGUCAAGUCAUCUUUAUAGAGGAGUGCGUCCUGGAGACAUCCAUCCUGCUGGAAAAUUUAUGGGACACGUUUUAUUCGUUGGAUAAUGAUCAAAAAACUAAAUUGGAUAAAAUUUGCGAGUAUAUGAAUAUGGGAAAGGAGAAUAGGAGGGGGACACACAUGCACACAGGGGUAUCCCCAAGGGUAGCGGAAGAAGAACUACCGAAACUGGUGAGUAUACUGACAGACGGUAGUGAACAUACAACAGGGAAGGGAGGUGGAAACAGAACACGCCUAAUUUCUUACUGCCGAAGUGCAGAAAAUGAAAACGAAAAAUGCAAGAGACGCAUAGCACAUGGAACACUAACAGGAAGUAACUUCCAGGAUGGUGGAGAAGAGAAAAAAAAAAAAAAAUCAACGAAGGGAAAUUUUGUAAACGAUUUAAUUAAAUUCGAGACUUUCACAGAUAUAUUAAAGAACUCCUUCAUUUCGCCAAAGGAUAAAACAAAAAUAAUGUUGUUUCAGUAUGCAUCCCUUCUAAAUCACAGCUGCUUUCCGAACGCUAGCUACUCCUAUAUAGACAUUAACAGGAUCUGCUUCAUCUCCAUGAGGACAAUAAAUAGAUAUGAAGAAAUUACGAUCUCGCUAAUUGAUGAGCUGUAUGCUUCUAUCCAUCAUAGAAGGAGCAAAUUAAAUGAAGUUAAAAAUGGAACAUGCUUCUGCAAUCGAUGUUCACAAAUAAUUGACGAGGAAAGACACAUCCUCUGUCCUCUAUGUAAAUAUUCCUACGUUAGGAAGGAGAUAGACCUCAAAUCUUUAAAAAAUGGAUAUCAUAAUGGAGGUACAAAUGCAACCCAUUUAGGGGAUGCGAGUGAACCUUCCAGUGUGGGUACCUUUCAAGGAGGGGUGAUUCAAACGAGGCAGACCCCCACACAAGUGAUCAGUACAGGAGAAAAAGUCGGUACACCAUUGGGGGAAUCCCUCCCUGGAUAUACCCGCCCCACACAAAAGAAAAUUCACCUGGAAAGGGAAGAAGCUAAGAUAUCAUAUUUCUCUUCCCAGAGUGUCGUAGAGGACACAAGAUACUACUCAGGCACAGCUAAUAAAAGUGAAGACAUUAUUACCAAAAAGAACAUGACAAAAAUGGAGAAAGAUUCUGAAGAACCAUCCAUGCGUAGUAUUAGUAGAACCGAUAAAGCAGAAUUAUCCAAAGAUAUUCAGAAGAAAAUGCCAAAUGCGAGAAUCCUUCCCUGGGAGGAAGAUAUAAACAAUAGGAAUAAAGUUCCAGGAGUAAAAUUUAAUAUACUAAAAUUUGAGCAGAGCCUAAAUAUUGGGAACAUCUUGAUGCUCAUUUGGAACACACAAAAUGAGAGAAAUGAAAUUGGAUACUGCAAAUUUCAGAAUAAUGAAGAGCUAUGGAUUUGUGAUACUUGUGGUGAAGAAGUUUCUUCAUGUGCGCUACCAGUAGAAAGUGAAAAAAAUUUCACAAAGGAAUAUACAGUUUUGAGAGAAAUAAUAAAUAACUACCAAUUCGAUAGUGAAUAUAGUGUUGAUAAUAUUUUAAAUACCAUUGAAAGAUCCCUUGUUUAUAUUAUUGGCAUUUUAGGAGAAAAACAUUGGCUAUAUGCAUCGUUUAAUUACCUCAUGGCAGAUUUAUGCUUCUCACUCUGUUGCUAUAGUUCGGAUGAGUCAAAUUGGGAUAGGUAUCUGUUAAAAGGAUUUAAUUCGUUCCAAAAUUUUUUGUGGUUUAUUCAGACAAGAUCCCCGCAUUCCAUUCAUACAGACCUGGUACCCCUUGUGUUGAAAUUUUUUCUUGUCUGUAUUUAUACGUGCAAUUAUAAAACCCUUUAUGAAUUUGCGAGGUCAGGUUUUUUGGAAUUGAUAAGACAGAAAUAUGGUCCCUGGAACAUUCCCUUCAUAUGUCUCCAUCUUUCCUUUGAAAUGUGUUAUGCACACAUCAAUUGCACGCUACCCAUAUGCAGGGAGAUCCUUCUGGUCCUAGCAAACAUGACUCGGGUGCGGCUCUUCGGGAAUCUGCCCCGUUCAUGA